Serendipita indica DSM 11827 is the source of this 1070-nucleotide messenger RNA. The record is from the annotation of a GenBank genome assembly. Lineage: Eukaryota; Fungi; Basidiomycota; Agaricomycetes; Sebacinales; Serendipitaceae.
CUUUCCCGAAAGAUAGGUGGUAUGAGGCUUUUACGAGCUGGAGCAAGGAAUACGGCGAUAUCGUCUAUGUAAAUCUUGCUGGAGUACACAUGGUAGUCCUCAACUCCCUCGAGGCUAUUCAGGAGAUUGUAGAUAAGCGAAUGAGCAUCCACUCUGAACGACCAUAUACAACGAUGACAAAUGAUCUAAUGGCCCAAGGAUAUACCAUGCUCCUCUCACGCACCGGACCCGACUUUACCGAGCAGCGAAAAGUGUUCCAAAAGUUCUUAGGAAAACAAGUCAUCACAGACUAUGAUGAACUUAUUCAUGGCCAUGCAAAGACGUUGAUUCGGGAUAACGAUGGAUUCGUUGGAGAUCCCUAUGAUCCACUCAUGAGAACUGUGGGCAGUAUACUGACCACAAUUGCAUAUGGAGAAAAGAUAAACAAGGAAUAUGGCGAGACACUCAUCGAAAUCAAUACCGAGACCACCAAUUUGGUUGCGUGGGUCUUCACCAAGGUCUGGAUGGUGGACGUGAUCUCUGCAUUGCGUUAUAUACCUUCCUGGAUGCCUGGAGCGACCUUUAAGCGUAUUGCAGAUAGAGGAGCAUCUCUUGCUAACAAAAUUCGGUACUGGGCCUAUGGAAUGGUCGAAGCCGCUGUGGUUGAGGGCACAGCGGACGAGUCGAUCGUCUCUAAGCAACUCAACGAAACCGGCAUCUCGAAUGCUAAUCUUCGAGAUGCCGUCGCGGUCAUGUAUGGUGCUGGAGUCGACACAACUGCUGUAGCGAUCACAAACUUCCUCUACGCAAUGGUACUUCACCCGGAAUGGCAAGAGAAGGCCCAAAAGGAGAUGGAGACAGUCCUGGGUCCCGGUCACUUGCCCACCCUGGAGGAUAUAUCUAGACUGGAGAUAUUUAACGCAGUUUGGAAAGAGUCUUUCCGUUGGAAUCCACCAGUACCAUUAGGAAUCCCGCAUGUCAGCAACAGUGAAGAUACAUGGAACGGGUAUUAUAUUCCAAACGGUACAAUUAUUCACUGCAAUAUUGGGUUCGCACGACUGAAUAUCGUGAACACUGCUAAACGAUCUUGA